Drosophila hydei is the source of this 540-nucleotide messenger RNA. RefSeq names its product lipopolysaccharide-induced tumor necrosis factor-alpha factor homolog. Gene Ontology annotation, molecular function: zinc ion binding. The coding region runs from base 116 to 520 and encodes 134 amino acids. The transcript has 2 exons. The record is from RefSeq and is a predicted model, not a curated record. NCBI's taxonomy places the organism in Eukaryota, Metazoa, Arthropoda, Insecta, Diptera, Drosophilidae.
UAGUUAACAGCCAAUUCAGUCGAACGCCAACCAGCAAGCCGAGUAGUCGAGCUCUACAAGGAGAGUAGAACAGAGAGAGAGAGCGAGUGAAAGAGAACUACAUAUUUAUUCAGCAAUGGAAAAGCAGCCACCGCCAUAUAGUGCAAUGCCGCAACCGCAGCCUGGCUAUACGCCUGCACAGACCUAUCAGCCUUAUCCGGGUGGACCCACACAGCCACCGCUGUAUCCACCCAUGCCACAGCCACCGCAACAAUCCACCGUGAUCAUACAGACGACAACCACAUCCAAUUUGGUGCCCAUUGGCAGUGGGCCGACACGCAUACGUUGCCCCUCCUGUCAAGCCGAGGUGGUGACAACUGUUAAGAGCACACCCUCUGGUCGUACUCAUUGCUGGGCAUUGAUACUAUGUCUGUUUAUUUGCUGGCCCUGCGUGUGUUUGCCCUACUGCAUGGAUUCCUGUCAGAAUGCCAAUCACUAUUGCCCCAAUUGCAGCUCCUACAUAGGCACCUACGAGAACUAAUCGCGAAAAAACGAGAUAUA